Messenger RNA from Colletes gigas, 3437 nucleotides. It is a transcript of the gene egl, whose product is annotated as egalitarian protein homolog. NCBI's taxonomy places the organism in Eukaryota, Metazoa, Arthropoda, Insecta, Hymenoptera, Colletidae. Gene Ontology annotation, molecular function: nucleic acid binding; 3'-5' exonuclease activity. The transcript has 8 exons. Gene Ontology annotation, biological process: nucleobase-containing compound metabolic process. Bases 576 to 3068 code for a protein of 830 amino acids. The record is from RefSeq and is a predicted model, not a curated record.
GGGGCAUUAAUUCUAAAUUCAUUUAAAACAUAAAUGAAGGUCAGCCGCUGUAAUUGUUAUCAUUUUUUGAGAAAGCUAUUCUCUUCUUUCAAUACUCCCUCUCGUGUCUGUUUUACCAGGUUAUGAUGAUCAUGAUACUAUACUACACUAUGCCUUAGAUAAACCUUUUAUUAUUAAUCUCCAUUAAUUGAAGUAUUCUACAAAAAGGCAGAAGGAAGAUUUUAUAAUGUUUGUAUUUUAUACAAAGUGUAUGAUAUUGGUAAAGAAAAAUUUGCAUCUUAAAGAAGUAUAGCUAUUAACAAGAUUUAGCUUAUCCUUUGUUAUGGUGGCUGUGCAAUUGUUUAUUCAUUGGAAUUUAAUUAAUUGAUACCAAAAUUUGUGUGUCUCUUUUCCAUGAAAGUAUUACUAAUGAAGUAUUUGUAAGAGUACACAAUAAAGGAUGGCAAUAAUUAAUUCCUGUGCUUUUAUCCUUUCUAUUUGAUGGUUAUUAUGAUGGAUGUAUCAUGACAUCAUUCUUCAGGAAUUGUAAAUAAUUAAACUAUAAAUAUAUUGGAAGCAAAAUACGAAGUAGAAAGAUGGAUAGUUCAGAAUAUGAGACUGUACGAAAUAUGACACUGUUAUUCUUUUUUGAACUUCUUGUGGAGAAAGGUGGGCCACGUACGCUCCACGAUUUAAGCUGCCAAUUUGGAGCUAAAGGUUUUACAAAAGAAAUGCGACAAAUAGCUGGUGGUUCUCAAAGUGGCCUUAAAAAAUUUUUAGCUCAAUAUCCGAUGCUUUUCGUUAUUAAUGGUGAUUAUGUAUCUGUGAAUACAUUUCAACAAGUUGUAGAAGAAGAAAAUGGAUGUAAAUUAAGUGGUAAACGUGAUUAUGCACGAGAGGCUGUAGAAUAUUUUACAAAUAAGUUACUGCAAUACGGCGUAGGUACAGAAGUACCAAUUAAAAGCCUUUUGGGACAUAGAUCUCAGGCCUCUCCGGAAGUUAGACACAUUUCUGGCCAACACUACAAAGAAUUUAGAGAUUUUCUUUUAAAGUAUCCUGACGCUUUUGUGGUUACUGAAGACAAUGUAAUAUUAAAGCAAUACGAAGGCAUGAAACCAGAGCCCAUGUUAAAAUUAGAACCUGAUAUACCUAUAGAUCCAGAUGUUACAGCAAAAUUAUUAGAUUUUCUUUGCGAUUGUAUUGAGCAAAAGGGUCCAAUUCUUAUAGACCAACUGUUCAACAUAGUUAACGAUAAAUUUUGUUAUGAAAAUUGGACCUCCAUAUUUAAGACACCCCAGGAUUUAUGUACAUUUGUCAAAAUAUUCCCCGACGCGUUUCACGUUCAAAGCAAUUUGGUAACACUAAUUGGAAGGCCGAAAUCUUCUACGGUAGAGGGGAAGACAAAAACAAAACUUGCGAAUUCCGUAAGAAAUCAAAAUAGUACUGCGAGUCAAACCAUUGCAAGUCUACCUGUUCAGUCGAAUAAAUGUGAAUCAAGUAAUACUCAAACAUCACAGCCAACAACUAAUUCAGAAUGUAUUAGUACUAAUGUAAUUAAUCAAGUUAAUUCUGUACAGAGUUCUUAUUCUCAAGUGAACGAAAGCAACAACAACUCUCCUCCAGUGAGCUUACAGCAGCAAACCUUAAAGCAAAGAAUAAACACACUUGUAAUGAAGACUUUGGCAGAUAAUACGGAGAAAGAUCGUAGUUUACAAAUUGUGCAAAUGGGAGAUGCAUGGAAAUUGAAAGUACUACAACAAACUAGAGUGAUCGUAAAUCCAAGGGAAAGUCUUCAAAUUAUUGAGGAUAUAAUAAAUCCUCGUAAGCCGCCUCCCGACGGCAAAAUUGCUGUUUCAUUUGAUUGCGAAGGCAUAAAUUUAGGAGUUAAAGGACAACUAACGCUCAUACAAAUUGGUACUAUGUUUGGACAAGCAUAUGUAUUUGACCUAUUCACGUGCCCCAAUCUUGUUCAAGCUGGAGGACUUCAAAAACUUAUAGAGCAUAAAAAUGUUAUUAAAGUAAUUCAUGAUUGUAGAAACGACAGUGUCAAUUUGUAUAGACAGUUCAAGAUUAUGUUAAACAAUGUUUUUGAUACACAGGCAGCUCAUGCUGUGCUUCAGUUUCAAGAAACUGGUAAACCUGUAUAUAAAGUUAAGAAUGUUAAUCUGAAUAUACUAUGUGAUCAAUAUGGUGCUCCGUGUAAUCCAUUAAAGGAACAAUUAAAAAAUAUCUAUCGUAAUAAUCAAAGGUACUGGUGUCGGCGUCCAUUAACACGAGACAUGCUCAUUUAUGCUUGCAGCGACGUUCUGUGCCUUGUUCCACAAAUAUAUGUUUCUAUGGCUAAACUUAUAAAACCGGAAGUACAAGCUCUGUUUGCCGAGUUGUGCGAAGAGCAAAUUCAAAUGCACAUUAAACCUGCAGAAGUGAAAACACGUAAGAAGCAACGGAAAGUGGAAACGGAGGUUGCAGAUUUGAAGAAGAGAAUGGAAGAGACGACUACUAAAAAUAUCGUGCUAAGUAAUCGUGAAAUACGUCUUUUGCGUUACUUGGAUCUUACUGAGGAUGAAAAGGAGAAGUUGAAAGGUAGUUACAAAGUUGCAAGGAAAUUGGAAAAGCUGGAGAACAUGGGUCAAGAUAAAGGAGACAGCAGCGACGACGAUGACGACGAUAAAGUUGACGACACAGAAUACCAUAGCAUGGAAAGUUAUACUUCGGAAAAUUCACAUUCUGGUGGUAUACUGUCACCAAGAAACUCUGACACCCCUAGCCUCACAGAAUCAAUGCAAAUGGUCGAUGAGAUACUUUCCGAUGAACGGAUGGACCGAUUUGAGAAAAUUGAAAAAUUGGAAGCAAUUCUUUCGGCUGUUACCGGCACUGCGACCGAUCAAUUUUCUUCAAGUAGUGUGGACGCAUCUCCAACAAAAUGUGCGUGCUCGUGUCGAGAUAUAAAGAGUCCACGAACGGUUCGUAAAAUCGGAAAUAGCGUGGCUUGCCAAACGUAUAGUACUGGUGAUAUAGUAAUUACCAAAAUAUUUCUCUCGGAGGAAGAAAAAGAACAAAUAGAUUUAAUGAAUUCGCCAAAAAAGUAGAUGUCAUACCUGCUGUGCAAGUGGUAGAAACGAAGUUGCCAUUACUACAUUUUUUUAUGAAAAGACGAGUGGGCGACGGAAAAAAAAAAAAAGAAGUAGUUAAAAAUUGAUCUAUUUUAUGUAAUUUGACAAAAAAAUGUAAUAUUUAAUUACAACAAUCAACUAAACUUUAACUCUAGAUACGUAUAUUUUUCCAAAUCUGAUGCUAUAGUAAUCAGAAUUUAGGAAGAAUCUGCUUCUUAUAAAAAAAAAAUGCAGUAUUGUAAAAUGUUUACUUUUUAAUAGAAGAUUACCUUUCUUUACAAGGGUAUAAGAAAGAAUUAAUCAAUUACAUAGUAAUAUGCAGUUACAAAACAAUAUUUCAUUACU